Messenger RNA from Scaptodrosophila lebanonensis, 5412 nucleotides. It is a transcript of the gene Mekk1, whose product is annotated as mitogen-activated protein kinase kinase kinase 4. The transcript is spliced from 9 exons. Gene Ontology annotation, biological process: MAPK cascade; protein phosphorylation. Lineage: Eukaryota; Metazoa; Arthropoda; Insecta; Diptera; Drosophilidae. The record is from RefSeq and is a predicted model, not a curated record. Gene Ontology annotation, molecular function: protein kinase activity; ATP binding. The coding region runs from base 222 to 5006 and encodes 1594 amino acids.
AAUCGUUAUGAGCGCGUGCGUUCGCAUUUAUAUACAUAUGCGUGUGUGUGCGAACUGUGAAAGUAAAAAUUAAAAUAAAUUAAAUUAGCAACAAACACAAUAACCAAACCCAAACCAGCCGCUGAACCGCACCAAAGUGUGCGCUAUUUUGUUGCCCUGUGAGUGUAUGUGUGUGUGUGUUAGCCUAUAGUGAGAAAUUCCAAGAACAAACUGCUCCAAAGAUGUCAAACAAUCAGCGUAGAGUGCGUACCAUUGAUUACGUCGCACUACAAGGCAGACGACUGCCGCCAUCGUCGCCAACAUCGCCGCCGCUAUCUAUAAAUCAGCAACAAGAAGACCCCACAACAGCUCCGGUGACGACGACAGUAACAGCAGAAGCAGCAGCAGCAGCAGCAAAACCAACAACAACAAACACGCAGCUGCCUGUGCUGUGUCGCGAGCUUAGUGUAGACGAUGAUGUUGCAAGAGUGGAGUUUCGCGUCAAGCAGACGCCCUCGCGACCCGUGCAGAUGUCCAAUUAUCGCACUGCAGCAGUUGAUGAGGACAUUGAUACGCUGCACCCGGACGAUGAGUUGGCCGCACACUAUGAGGAGCUUGGCACAACGCCCCCUCGUACACGACUCAAGAUCAAGAAUCGCGACUGGAAUCGUUCGCAGAAGGCCCACGGAUCGGCCGCUGUAUCUGUCUCAACGGAUGUGGGAGGCACUGGAGCAGGUGGUAGUGGCACGUCCAAGAAGGGCAUGUCGCGUAUGGCGCGCUCUCGGGUGCUCCGGCGGAACACCAUGGACUGUGCACUGCUCAACGAGAUGUUUGUGAACGACGAAAGCAAGCGGACGGACAAACGACUGCAGUCCCUAUUGCGCGACUCGGAGCGCGAGUUGAAGAACUCGUUGGCCGGCGGUGUGGUGGUACAACCUCGAGUUUCCAGCUUUCAUGAGGGUGCACAUCCGCUGGAGUCGCUCGACAAGAUAAUGCCGCUCAAUUCGGAAGUUCCAGAGUUGACAGCGUCUACAACGCCGCUACGCCUUGCCUCCAAAGUAGUGGAGAGUUGCAGUCGCUAUCGCUGUGUCUCCUCCCGACCCAUUGGCUGUCGUUCCUCGGCGCCACCACAAGCUUUUACCCCACAGCUUCCGAUACGCGGCGAUGGCAAACAGACGCCGGGUCUGACGAAGCGACGCGACUUUCAUGAGACAUUUGCCAAUCUUAUAAAACUGGGCAGUGUCGAUAGGCAGGACGCUAAGCUAUCGCAGGAGGAGCACACCUGGCAGACGGAGCUAAAGGAUCUCAUUUGGCUGGAGCUGCAGGCCUGGCAAGCGGAUCGCACGGUCGAGCAGCAGGACAAGUAUUUGUUCGAGGCGCGGCAGGGCGUCUCCGAUUUGCUCACACAGAUCAUAAGCUACAAAUUCAAACCGCGCUACCGGCGCGAGCUUAGUCAACUAAGUCUGGACAGCGGCAUACACUCGGAGGCCAGUUCCAAUGCUAGUUCUCCUCUGCCCACCAAAAUUUGUCAGGGCUGCAUGUCUCUCUACUGCAAGGAUUGCAUGGAACAACAGGAGUUUGCCUUACGUGAAGUUGAGGAUCUGCUGACGCGCCUAGAAGCUGUUGAGGCUUUGUAUCCCUCCUCACAGGCGAUGGGUUCGCUGCAUCCCAUAUACAAAUCGCAAAGCUUCGUGGGUCGCAUAAAGUCCAUGUGCUUGUGGUAUAACAUAACUAAGCAGAACAAAUUGAAGCUCAGCAUUCUGGGCAAGAUACUGGCACGCCUUCAGGGGGAGAAGUUCUCAUGGCCAGUGCAAACGUCCUACAUAGGUACGGAUAGUGGCAAUUCGUCUGCAUCGGGCGUGGAGAAUGAGGAUCUUAUGGCCAGCUCAAUUGACUCUGCGAAGCCUCCCAGUGUAGUGAGUAAUGGACAACGUAAGGCCUCGGGUGCUACGCCCUGCCCUAGCGUGCGUUUUCUCCUGAACGAUGCGACCCACCAGCCGGGCGAGUCGUCCAGCAGCAACGAAUCUACCUCGACCGAGAUAAGUCAGAUGUCUAAUGACUGUCCGCACUCGCAUCUGCGGAAGGGUUCCAUGCAUGACAUCAACAUUUUCAGUGUGGAACCGCUAGGAACCUUCGGCAAUGACUGCAAUGGCGAGCAGUCGUCAGCGCUGUACCGAAAGUUCAUUGAGAAUGUGUUGAAGUCAAGAGGCUUGGCGAAGUCUUUGGCAUUCCUGCACAAGCUUCACAAUGUGGUGCUGUAUAAGGCGCAUAUAGCACUGGAGAAACCGGGCACUGAAGACUUCGACUUUGAUUUGGAGGCACUGGAGAAAGAUGUGCCGCGCCUAGAUCCAGAAAUAAGUCACGAGCAGGUGGUCGAGCUACGCACUUAUGGCUACUGGAGCGAGGAGGCGCAAUCAAUAAAUUUGCCCUCGUACAUUCCGACUUUUGUGUUCCUGAGCGGCAUUCCCUUACAGUUCAUGCAUGAGUUCCUGCGCAUGCGCCUCGAAACGCGACCCGUCAAGCCGAAUCCCUUGAGUCUCGAGCAGCUCAUGAAGGAGUUGCGCGAGGGUCUGACACUGGCCCUGACCCAUCGUGAGCGCUACCAGCGACACAUCACCACAGCACUGGUGGAGAACGAGACAGAGUUGGGCAACUACAUCAGCAUACUGAAUCACUAUGACGCCACAGUGCGCAAGGUGUUUGAACUGUAUCUGGACUACAUUGAUCAGCUGGUGCUGGUGGCCGUGCCAGAGACAAAUCAAAAGUCGGUGCUAGAGAAGGAGUGGAUGUUCACCAAGCUCAUCAGCCCCAUGAUCAAAGGCAUGCACACGUUGGCUUCCCAAAAGUUUUGCUGCAUUAUUAGCAAGCUGUUGCGCAACAUCUCAUCGCGUCUGGUGCAGCGCUCUACUGAGCUGGAUCAGCAGAUAGCUGUGACAGCGAAAAACAACGAUUCCGAGGAGCUUAAGUGGCAGCUGCUCACCAUUUGUCGAGAGACGCAGUCGCUGCUUACCGUGGAGCGGGAGCGUUCCAUCAAGGUGCUCUUCUUUGCCAAAACCUUUUGCCGUGAUGUCGAGACUACAGAUUUCCAUCGUGAGCACUACGAACACGAUGUGGCUAAUCAUCAGCAUGAUUUCAUCUGCUCAGACGUGAAGGCAGCCUUCAAGCUGCUUCAGCAGGAUGUGCUUGAGGUGCGCAACAAGCUGACAGAGAUAAUUGAAGGUGUGCAGGAGCGCUGCUGUAUGGAGAACAUGCGCGACUUGGACGAGCAGGAUCGUCUGGCGGUGUUAUCGCGUACUCGCGAAAUUCUACACCAAGGCUACAAAUUUGGCUUCGAGUACCAUAAGGAUGUGAUACGAUUAUUCGAGCAGCGAAUCAUGGACCAUAAAGACAGCUCGUAUACGGUAGAUCUGGCGCUAGGCAUCAUUGCAUACGCCAAGAUGUGGAUGCGCUUUGUAAUGGAGCGUUGUGAACGCGGACGCGGCAUGCGACCGCGUUGGGCCUCUCAGGGCCUCGAGUUUCUUAUUCUCGCCUGCGAUCUUCAGAUCACACAGCAUUUGGACGAUCGUUCCUUCGAGGAACUGAAACAGCAAAUGGAUCGGUGUAUUUCGCACGUGAUUGGUAUUACGUCGGAGCCGGAGAAAAUGGCGCGGAAGAAGGCCUCGCCACGGACGCGAAAAACCUCGUCGCCAGCCACUAGUCGCUCACGCACACCCACACGCACGCCCAUGUCGGCUGGUGUGAUUGUCAAUCCGAACACGCCACCGCUGCAAUCACCACAGUACAACAAACUUCUGCAUCCGCAGUUCAGUCUGAAGGAGGAGAUGCUUCAACAAUCCGGGAGCUAUGGUCCUACAGACACCCCCGACUAUGUGGAGGCGCCGCACAGCAAUGGCAGCAAUGGCGAGCUACGGCUGGUAGUGCCGCAGACUCCAACGUCGUCGGCGUCUAGUACGAAGAGCAGCACGCCAGCCACAGCGGGAUAUGAGGAGUCAACACCAUUGGCGUUGCGUCAGGAGCGCGUACGGGACGCUGUCAAUCGACUGGACAUGGAUCUGGAGGAGCGCAGACGCGAGCGACGACUUAUCGGUCAGGUGAAGGUGAAUGCCUGUGAUAAGGUGCAAAUUCGAGCUCGCAGCGUACACUUCCGCUGGCAUCGCGGCAUCAAGAUUGGUCAGGGGCGCUUCGGUAAGGUCUACACAGCUGUAAACAACAACACGGGCGAGCUAAUGGCCAUGAAGGAGAUCGCCAUACAGCCGGGAGAGACGCGUGCGCUCAAGAAUGUGGCCGAGGAGCUGAAGAUUCUCGAGGGCAUUAAGCACAAGAAUCUGGUACGCUACUACGGAAUAGAGGUGCAUCGCGAGGAGCUGCUUAUCUUCAUGGAGCUCUGCUCUGAGGGCACUCUCGAGUCACUGGUGGAGCUGACUGGAGUGGGCUUGCCCGAGGGACUGUCCCGCCGUUUCACCGCGCAAUUACUUUCCGGUGUGGCCGAGCUACACAAGCACGGCAUCGUGCAUCGCGACAUCAAGACUGCAAACAUCUUUCUGGUCGAUGGCAGCAACAGUUUAAAAUUGGGCGAUUUUGGUUCGGCUGUAAAGAUUCAGGCACACACCACAGUCCCAGGCGAACUGCAGGGCUACGUGGGUACCCAGGCGUACAUGGCGCCCGAAAUGUUUACGAAAACGAAUAGCGAUGGUCAUGGUCGAGCAGCCGAUAUCUGGUCGGUGGGCUGUGUUGUCGUUGAAAUGGCCUCAGGCAAGCGGCCGUGGGCACAGUUUGAUUCUAAUUUUCAAAUUAUGUUCAAAGUCGGCAUGGGUGAGAAGCCCCAGGCACCGGAGAGCCUUUCGCAGGAGGGUCACGACUUUGUCGAUCAUUGUCUGCAGCAUGAUCCCAAAAUGCGUCUCACGGCCAUCGAGCUGCUGGAGCAAAACUUUUGCAAGUACGGGCGAGAUGAAGAGUGCGUCAGCGAACAGUUGCAGGUUCAGGCCCAGAUGCGAGGCUCCUUUCGACGCAAUGCGGCUCAAAGCUAACAAAUGCCACUCGAAGAGCCCGUUGAUGUUAACAUAUAUGGGCUCAUGUGUGCGUUGUAGAGCUGCAAAAAGAAUCGAUUCAAAAUCGAUCUAAUCGAUGUUUACAAUCUUUGCUAAAAGUCGUUUUGUUUUUGGAAAAUCAACUAAUCGUAUAAAGUCAAAUGCAUACUUGAAUUGGCAUAUCAUUACGUGAAUGUGACGCUGAUAAUGUAUGAUCUCACCGAAAAUGACUAUAAAAAUUAAUGAUGUUCACUUAACGAUUAAUCGAUUUUAUUUUCGAAAGAAGUACAUCGAUUAUUUUGCAGCUCCACUACGAAGUACUAUAUGAGAGAUGCCUAUAUUAUAUACUUAGGCAGCGUGUAGUUUUAAUGUCGGACAAUAAAUAAACCACGUAUAUAAAUUUAAA